GGGCGGGAGGGCCCGGGCUGUGCCGCGGAGGGGCCCCCGGCUCCCCUGCCCUUCCUCCCGCAGGAGCUGACGAGCGAGGGGACGGGGCGGGCGCCGCCCCGGGCUGCCGGCGCUGGGGGGGCUGGAGAGCGCCCAAGAUGGCGGCGGAGUCUUCACUGCUUUGGCACUCACGAAGCAGCUCCAGCUCUAAGCCAGGAGGGAGAGCUCAACCUGCUAAGCAGCCACUGAAGAAACCAAAGUUGCCAGUGGGGAGGUUUGAUGAGCCAGAAGAGUCCAGUAUGGAGAAGGAACCUCUGGAAAAAUUCCCUGAUGGAAUCAAUCCUACUACAAAAGAGAGGGGUGGACCCAGAGGCCCUGAACCUACACGUUUUGGAGACUGGGAAAGAAAAGGACGUUGUAUAGAUUUCUAAUACUGAAAUGUCUGUAUUGCUAAUAAAAUAUUUCUAGUUGCUAAAAUAUAUAAUGUACAGAAAAAAUCUCACCUGGAUUUGUCAUGGAGCUUAUUGUUUCUGUUGUGCCACCACAUUCUGUCAUGUGAUGAAUUUUUUUACUAAUGCAAUGUAAUUAAACACAGUGCUGUAGCUCA
Zonotrichia leucophrys gambelii is the source of this 586-nucleotide messenger RNA. It is a transcript of the gene SDHAF4, whose product is annotated as succinate dehydrogenase complex assembly factor 4. Gene Ontology annotation, cellular component: mitochondrion. Gene Ontology annotation, biological process: mitochondrial respiratory chain complex II assembly. NCBI's taxonomy places the organism in Eukaryota, Metazoa, Chordata, Aves, Passeriformes, Passerellidae. The record is from RefSeq and is a predicted model, not a curated record. The transcript is spliced from 3 exons. The coding region runs from base 138 to 410 and encodes 90 amino acids.